AUGGCCACCACCCAAUAUUCUCUCAACAAUACAACUCUUUUGGUUUUAGCUCUAGUGUUUCUGGCUCUGGCUCUGCCAACAUCAAUGGCUCGGGUCAGAAAUGAUCAUGACGAUCAUAACGAGCUCAUAUCUCGGCUGAAACUAGACUCAUCAUCAUCGUCGAAUAAUUGUUGGGACUCGUUGAUCGAGCUGCAAUCGUGUACAACCGAAGUGAUAAUGUUUUUUCUGAAUGGAGAGACUUAUUUGGGUCCAAGUUGUUGCCAAGCCAUAAGGAUCAUUGGGAAGCAAUGUUGGCCAGCCAUGUUUGGAACCAUUGGUUUUACUAAUCAAGAAGUUGAUGUUCUCCAAGAUUAUUGUGAUGAUCAACAAACUACUACUACUAAAACUCUUCAUGGGAAAUUGUUUCCAUGA
Messenger RNA from Cannabis sativa, 411 nucleotides. RefSeq names its product egg cell-secreted protein 1.1. The coding region runs from base 1 to 411 and encodes 136 amino acids. The transcript has a single exon. NCBI's taxonomy places the organism in Eukaryota, Viridiplantae, Streptophyta, Magnoliopsida, Rosales, Cannabaceae. The record is from RefSeq and is a predicted model, not a curated record. Gene Ontology annotation, biological process: double fertilization forming a zygote and endosperm.